Molecule: messenger RNA, 5972 nt
Organism: Taeniopygia guttata (zebra finch)
Lineage: Eukaryota; Metazoa; Chordata; Aves; Passeriformes; Estrildidae
Gene: ZBTB11
Product: zinc finger and BTB domain containing 11
Biological process (GO): regulation of transcription by RNA polymerase II
Cellular component (GO): nucleus
Molecular function (GO): protein binding; RNA polymerase II cis-regulatory region sequence-specific DNA binding; DNA-binding transcription activator activity, RNA polymerase II-specific
Source: RefSeq, a predicted model, not a curated record
AUUUUGUCUUUCCGCCGCCGCCGCUGCCCGAGCUUCUCCCUCCCUCCUGCCGCCGCGGGCCGCGACACUCCAGUUCCCCCCCGGCGCGGCUCCCGCCGGGCCGGGGCCCAUCCCGACCCCCGUCCCCCUUCCCCCACCCCGGGAGGCUCCUCCGCAGCCCCGGCGCGGCUCCGAGGGCGCGAUGUCCAGCGAGGAGAGCUACCUGGCCAUCCUGCGGUACCUGACGAACGAGCGGGAGCCGUACGCGCCGGGCACGGAGGGCAACGCCAAGCGGAAGAUCCGCAAGGCCGCCGCCUGCUACGUGGUGCGCGGCGGCACGCUGUACUACCAGCGGCGGCAGCGCGACCAGCAGCGCUUCGCCGAGCUGGAGGUGGUGCUGCAGGCCGAGCGCCGCGCCCGCCUGAUCCGCGCCGCGCACCUGGCGCCCGACGGCGCGCACCGCACCCGCCUGCAGACCUGGCACGGGCUGUCCCAGCGCUACUGGUGGAGAGGUAUUCUUAAGCAGGUUAAAGAUUACAUUAAAGAAUGCAGCAAGUGCCAGGAAAAGCUAGAUCGCUCUAGAUCUCUCUCAGAUCCUUCUGAAAUGCUGGAGGAGCUAGGACUGGAUGCAAAAUCUCAUGAAGACAGUAAUGAAACAGAUGAUGAAUUGAGUAAUGCAGCAUCAAUCCCAGCAGCAUCCCCAAAGCCUGUGAAGAAGAAGCCAAUAGCAAAGCACGAGCUUGUGUUUGUUGACAGUAAGGGCCUUGUGAAGCAGUCAUCUUCCAAACAUUGUCUGUCAGUCUUAAACCAGCUGAAUCAGCAGAGACUUUCCAAUCAGUUCUGUGAUGUGACUUUGCUGAUUGAAGGAGAGGAGUACAAAGCUCACAAAUCUGUCUUGGCAGCCAGCAGCGAGUACUUCCGAGAGCUCUUCAUUGAAAAGGGAGCUGUCACUAGUCAUGAAGCUGUAGUGGAUCUCUCAGGUUUCUGCAAGUCCAGUUUCCUGCCUUUACUGGAAUUUGCUUAUACUUCAGAGCUAACGUUUGACUUCUGUAGCAUGGCAGAAGUGGCCAUGCUCGCCCGGCAUCUCUUCAUGUCAGAGGUCCUUGAAAUCUGUGAGAAUGUGCACAAGCAGAUGGAAGAGAAACAAAUUACUGUGUAUCAAAAGGGAGAUAUUCAAACAGUGGAGUCUACACAAAAUCUAUCAGAGCAGGCUGAAGUGGAGGUGCAGCCCGUGGAUGGUGCUGAGCAGCCUAAACUCACAGCCAGUGAAGUGCCAGUAGCUGUGAAUGGAGCUCCUUCCUCUGCUGGGACAGAGGAGGCAGCAGCACCCCAGCCUGACCUCCUGCACCCAGAGCCUCUGGAGGCCCCUGCAGGUGAUCUUUCCAAGCCUGUGGAACAGUGUGAAACAGCUGAAAAUUACAUCAAGAUCCAGCUGGUGGAGAACGUUGCAAACAGCCUCUACAGCAGACUCAGCACUGAGCCAUCAGUUGUGGAGGCCAUGGACACACAGAGCCAAAGGGAAACCGAGACAGUGCAAAAUCAGAGUGAUAAAGCACAUGUGGCCUCUGCUUCUGAAGACUCCUCAGAGACACUCAAGCAAAAAAGUAAUGGGCAGAGCAGCUCCAUACCCCAGCCAGAAAGCAUCACUUCCAGCCAGGAUGACACUUACAAAAGCAAGCUUCGCCAGCGUUCAGUCACUGAGGGGGGAUACAUCAGGCUGCAUAAAGGAAUUGAAAAGAAACUGCAGAAUAGAAAGACAAAUCCUAAAUCUGCAGUGCAGCAGGUUGCCAUGAAGCUGGUACAAAGAGGGAAAAAAAUGAAACAGCCCAAAAGAGAGACCACGGAAAAUAACGAAGUGGAAGCGCAGCACAAAUGCACUGACUGUGGAAUGGUGUUCCAGCGGCGCUAUGCACUUAUAAUGCACACGCUGAAACACGAGAGAUCUAAGGAAUAUAAGUGCCCACUGUGCAAGAAGGAGUUCCAGUACGGGGCCUCGCUGCGGGCGCACCUGGUGCGGCACACGCGGAGGACGGAAGCCGGCGCUGCGGGAGCCGAGGGGACAGGCGUGUCCUCGGCCAAAGGGAGGACCAAACGGGAGUUCGUGUGUGACAUCUGCGGGAGAACUCUGCCCAAGCUCUAUUCCCUCAGAAUCCACAUGCUUAAACACACAGGUGUCAAACCCCAUGCCUGCAAGGUCUGUGGAAAGACCUUUACGUAUAAGCAUGGACUGAAAAUGCACUUAGCUCUCCAUGAAGUACAGAAACAGUUCAAGUGUGAUUUGUGUGAAAAGUCUUUUGUCACAAAAAGAAGUCUUCAGGAACACAUGAGCAUUCAUACAGGAGAAUCCAAGUAUCUUUGCUCCAUCUGUGGAAAAUCUUUCCACAGGGCAUCAGGACUCAGUAAACACAUAAAGAAACAUCAGCCAAAGCCUGAAGUUCGUGGAUAUCAGUGUACUCAGUGUGACAAGAGUUUCUAUGAAGCUCGGGAUCUUCGGCAGCAUAUGAAUAAACAUUUAGGUGUUAAGCCAUUUCAGUGUCAGUUCUGUGGAAAAUGUUACAGCUGGAAGAAAGACUGGUAUUCUCAUGUAAAGUCUCAUUCUGUCACAGACCCUUAUAGAUGUAACGUAUGUGGAAAAGAAUUUUAUGAGAAAGCUUUGUACAGAAGGCAUGUAAAGAAAGCCACACAUGGUAAAAAAGGAAGAGCAAAACAAAAUCUGGAACGAGUUUGUGAGCACUGUGGAAGAAAAUUCACACAACUCCGGGAAUAUAGGAGACACAUGAACAAUCAUGAAGGCGUGAAGCCGUUCGAGUGCCUGACGUGCGGCGUGGCGUGGGCGGACGCGCGCUCGCUGAAGCGCCACGUGCGCACGCACACGGGCGAGCGGCCCUACGUGUGCCCCGUCUGCAGCGAGGCCUACAUCGACGCCCGCACCCUGCGCAAGCACAUGACCAGGCUGCACCGGGACUACAUUCCCUGCAAGAUCAUGCUGGAGAAGGACACCCUGCAGUUCCACAACCAGGGCACGCAGGUGGAGCACGCCAUCAGCAUUCUGGCCUCCGACAUCCAGGAGCAGGAGGCCGAGAUCAGCUUCGGCGCCGGCGAGGGCGAGACCGUGGUGGUGACGGGAGAGACGCUGGAGGCCAUCGAGGCGGUGGCGGCCACCGAGGAGUGCACGUCGGUCUCUACCCUGUCUGACCAGAGCAUCAUGCAGGUGGUGAAUUACGUCCUGGCGCAGCAGCAGGGACAGAAAAUGGCUGAAGUGACCCAGGCCGUCGAAACCGUGGAAGUAGAAGUGGCCCAUGUAACGACAACAGAGUCGAUUUAAUGCGUGGGAGAGCGGGAAGGGUGAGGUUCUGUAUCUGUGAGAAGCAAGGGUGUAGCAGGUUAGCUGAGGCUUUCAGCAAUGCCUGUUUUCAAAUCCUCAGUACUGAACGUUGUCAUGACAGAAUACCGCACCACGUGGUAGAUGGAAAAAGUACCAAUACUCCAGUGUGGGCCAAGGCUUUGAAAGCUAAGAUUUCUGUACUGGCUGUAACUUUAAACAAAACAAAAAGGUUAAAAUAAUGUUUUUGUGUCAUGAAGUAUCAUACUGUAACUUUGAAAAAUUAAAAAAAAAAACAUAUAAAAAGGCUGCACUAAAAACUAGAAAUGCACAACUGUUGGUAGCUUUUUGGUUUGUUCUGAUGUGCAUUUCUUCAAGUUUGUAAGCAAAUUACCUGUAAUGGAUUCUGUCUGUUUAUUCCCAAGACAAGGGAGAUGGUAGAAUGCUUUGUGUAGGCUUGUGCUUCAUGUGGCAUACAGAAAAACUGAAGCUCUUUUCUCUGGGCAAAUGCACCAUUGGUAGUUAGUGAAUCCCAGCUCUGAAGAACUUACUUAAAUGGCAGGUGUGUGGGUGACUGGUCCAGGGUUCAGCACAAUGCUGUAAAAUGUUUUCUGGAUAAUGGGCAGGGAUCUGCUGAGCGUGAGGAAAUGGUUCUCCAAGGUGGUUGUGAAUUGAAGUUGGCCAGAGGACAGCCCAGCACAGGGAAGGUACUUAGGGAAGUAAACUCCUUUUCCUUUGUAAGGGUGUGCACUGCAGCCUCUGUGCACAGCCACGGUUAGCUCUGUGUUUGGAAGCUGUUGCCAGCACUGGUGUGUGAGCCCAGCACAGGCAGCUCUUGAGGGAUAAUUCUGCUUUUGCUUUGCAUUUGAUGUAGAAACUGUCAAAGGAAAAGGUCUUAUCGCACACUUCUUCAGGAAGUUCAGGGAGUUACGGACUGAUCUUUUCUUGUAUUGCAUUGAAAGGAUGAGCCCUGCUAAUUCCCAAGCAGGACACAUGACAGUACCAGGGUAGAGAAAUAUGAAAAUCUUAGGAUGGGGUAAAAAUUAAAUUUGUCUCAAAAUUACCAGACUCUCUAGAAGACCUUAUUACUACUGCUUUAAGAGAAAUACUUCUAGGGCCAGUUGAUACCUGGAGUUGGAACUGGAUGCCCAGUUGGAAAAAUCCUUACUGGGUGCUCCUGAAAGUAAGUGUGAAUGAGAGCUGUGCCUGGCCCAGGUUUCUGUGUCCUGGUUUGACACCACGAACAGGGCACACCUCAGUCUGUACGAGGUGGGGUUCCUUUGCUGCUGUGUGGUUUCUUCAAGCAGCGUGUCUGUCAAGGAAACAGAAAGUGUUUGCAUGUGAACAAUCAGAGCUGUAGCCUUUGCAUUCUCAGUCUGUUGGGGUAUCACAGUUUGCUAACCUGGACAGCAGUAAGAUACCCGAGCAGCCAGAGAUGUGUAAUAUUGCAGGGUACAUUUCAUAAAUAAAGUGACAUGCAUAUAACUGCUACCUAUGAAACAGAUCCACUGAACAAAAUUGCAGCAAACCCUGUGGCAAAGUAACCACCUCAUUUGAAUUAGUAUUUCUACUUUUCAUCUUGUUUAACUAUGUGGAUAUCUGUCUACUAAGCUACAGAGUGGACGGUUCUUUUUAUACUUUACAAUUCUGUAGAUAAGCAGUUGCUGAAGAUUUUUUAUGUUUGAGUUCCUGUCUUGGAUCCAAAUUAAUUUGUAGAUGCCUAUUUCAGAAGUCAGGGUCUUAUUUCAGAGAAAUAAUGCAGUUAUUUAUAUAUCCUGCACCCCUUUACAAUUGUAUUAUUUUCUAAUUACCAAAUGGAGUAAAACUAAAAUGAAUAUUAAAAAAAAUACUGCUAGCUGUAACUUGAAUUUUUGUAUGGUAAAGAAUCUGGAAAUAGCCAUCCUGCUUAAAAUUAAAAUAUUGCCAUUAUGAUGGAAAAGGAUUAUAAAGAGCACUAGAUAAACUUGAAAACUUACUUCAGUGUUUGUAUCCUAAAAAUAAUUAUGUAUUACUAAAGUGAAGAAGUGUUCAAGGAAAAAUAGCUGUAAAUAGUGCUAGAACAUUAUUUGUAUAUUUAGUGUGGUACCUCACAAAAAAAAAGAUUACCAGCACCUUAGUUUACUCUUUGGUGCAUUUAUUUAUUUGCCCAAUCUAUGGAAGAAGCAAAAGUGAAUUUGAAUUUUGGAGCCUUCUUAUCCUCUGUCAGAAUGCUUUUACUGACUCAAUGAUCUGCUGUUUAAAAACAGCCACCAACCAAACUAGUAACAAAGGGUUGUUUUCUAAAGAAGACUCAGCCAGGAAUGUCAAAGCUGAAUUUCGUGGCACCCUUUCCUAACAUGCUGUGCCUUACCUUUUCAGAUGGUGUGAGGUAAGUAGGGAGUGCCACUCUUGGCUUUGCUGUUCCCAUCCUGUGGGGUUGCCUUAUGUUUUCCUUUGGACUUCAGCACUUAAGACAUUCACUAUCCUUCUGCAAAAGUCAGACUGCAAAUAUGCAGCUGGUAUUUGAUUUUUUAAGAAAUAAAAUUAAUAAGAAGUGUCUGUUCAUUUAGUAUUCCUUGUGAAUUCCUGUACAUAAUGAAUCAGAUUUGUACAUUCUGCUGUUUUUAUUUAGUGUAAGAUGUAUAAAGUUAUGGUUAUUUCUGUCAUCAAAUAAACUGAGCUCUGCCAUUAA